ACCAUGUUUACACAAUUGGCACACAACUAAACAAGCAGAAGGAACAAAGGUCAAAUCGACAACGUAAUAUUGGGAUAGUACAAAUCUACAGAAAAUGUUGUGACCACGCCUACCUAACCCAUCAAACUUGCCAAGUUUUAAGUCUAACUUCAAAGUGACCAUAUCAUUCAUGUCCAACAUGGCGUUACCGGUCAGAAACUCUCGUCUCGUUCUUGUGCUUACCACUAUCUUACUGCAGUUCAUAAGCUCAAACGUUCACGCCUAUCCAGACGGGGCGCCAAAGGAGGCCUGCGCCGAUGCUGCCCCGCAACACCACACGACGGAUGGGGAAAUCAUCGAGCCGCACGAAGGACCUAGCCCCUAUUCAUUCACUGUAGAUUCAAAGGAAUAUAAAAUCGGUCACAAAAUUACAGUUACUAUCGAAGGGAGUCAAGCAUAUGGCGGGUUCCUGAUCCAGGCCCGAUCCGUUGGAGGCCAGGAGCCCGUUGGGCACUUCUCGUCCCUACCGGAUAACGCUCAGCUUCGUGGAUGCAUGACAGAGGAUGAUGGUGUCACCCACACAAGCCCAGACGACAAACUACCGGGCAUCAUGUUUAUGUGGCACACCAAGAAGGAUGUAGGCACAAUCGAGUUCUUCGGUACUGUGGCGCAAGAUCAUGAUGUCUUCUGGACUGAAAUCAAGUCAAGCGAGAUUCAACAUAAAACAGAGUCUAAAAUUCGUCAUCUCAAGUUUGACGCCACGGAAGAUGAAUUCCACCAUCUGGAGGACAAGGCGACGUCGGCAUGGAAAACUCUGCUAAGAAAUAGAACCAUGGCUUUAGAAGACCUCUAUCGAAAACAUCGGCAGCUACAUAAUUAGAAUGACUAGGACGAUUGUAUUAUAUUAUCACAGGCGAAUAUGCAAAAAUAUAUAUAAAAAGGGGGCAAAGAAAAAGGAUAAUGUUGUAGCGCAAACGUUAUGCGUCAUAAGUAUUUAAAAAUUAUAUUUACGUUGGCUAUCCAACACUACUCGUACGUUUCACCAUUUCCAUUAUCAAGCAAGUAGUGUAAUAUGUAGCAUGAGAGAGAAAAUGGCUUACGGGUAUUGUGAAGAAGAAAAAGAUCCAUUUUAAAUUCAUGGUAAAUUAUGGAAAGCCUUUGCAUGCCUUUGAAUUAAAAGCAAAAUCUACGCUUUUAAUAAAAAGAUGGUUUUCGAUAGCUUCCAUACGAACGAUUACUCCUCUGCAUUGUUGCUGAUCCAUAAGAGCUUCCCGAAAUACGUAUAUGGAAUAACUUCAGAUUUAAUUCAAAGACAGGAUAUACUAGUCCGUGGUUCCGGAAAACAAGAAUAACGUUUUCCUCAAUGGGAGCGUCUCGAUCUUGGAAAAUACGUGAAAAGGUUUUUUAUUUGCUUUCGAUUGGGAUGAAAGGGGAUGAUUUUGCUUUUCUUGUUCCUUCCACCCCCGUCAAGAAGAAUGAUAUAUUUUAACAUCACUGGACAGCAUUCCAACAGGCCUAAAAGUGUAAAAGUGUCUAUAAUCAAAACUUUGAACAUUUUAUUGUAUGUAAUGAUUGAAAGGACGCUAUUUUAUUUUGUAUAACUACUUAAGUGUUUUUUUUUAAAUUAUAUUGCAGAGAUAACUUUAUCGUACAAUUCAACUCAAGGAAGAGAUGCAUCAAUUUUUUUUUAUUUUAUCAAUCGAAACGAUCGUCAUCUGUUUUAUGACUGGUUAUGAUGAAGGCAUGUUAACUUAUUUGCAGUUUUUAAUCUUGAUUAAAGACUCAUAAGAUUUGUAAUAAACUUAUAAUAGAUACAAAAGCAAA
Molecule: messenger RNA, 1803 nt
Organism: Strongylocentrotus purpuratus (purple sea urchin)
Lineage: Eukaryota; Metazoa; Echinodermata; Echinoidea; Camarodonta; Strongylocentrotidae
Product: putative defense protein 3
Exons: 4
Coding region: 170-859 (229 amino acids)
Molecular function (GO): oxidoreductase activity, acting on metal ions
Source: RefSeq, a predicted model, not a curated record